CAAAUGUGAUAGAGAACAUCUGAUAUGCUGGCAUCAACAACAAAAACACGUAAAAAAUGUUUAGAAUAUAGAACGAUGUUAUCAAGUUUCGUUGUAUUGUCGUUAUUCGCAAAUCAUAUACACAAUAAAAUGAAUUAAACAGCAUGUUCAACUAGAAAAAACGGUAGAAAACGCCAAAAAAUCAACUGGCGCUACAUUUUCUACCAAACUAGAGCUACGAGUCGUGGCCCACGACAUUACAAGGCAAUUGAUCAUUCAUUAGGACAAAGUGUUUUUUAAGUCGUCGAAGCUCAAAUCUUAUGCAAUUAUCUCAAUUUAAAAAAAAUCAAUCCAAAGGAUCGGUGCAGGUUGUGUUGUGAUACUUGUCUAUUUUAUUCUUCGAUGUGUACACUCGACAAGCGGCUCGGACAAUGAAGACGAAAAUUGUGAUAAUUGUGUGCAUUGGUAUUUUAUCGGUUUUUAUAUUUUUGACCCGAUCCACCGGCUAUGUCGAUGAUUUUGACAAGGAAGAAAUUGAAAAACGGUCACAGAGCUUCAAAUUCAAAGCGCAACAUACACGCAUGAAUAACCAACCAAAUCAUCUAUUUUGGUUUGUACAAAUCUCUGAUAUUCACAUAAGCAUUUUUCGUGAUGCGGAACGUAUCCACGAUUUUCGAAAAUUUGCCACCGAAACAUUGGAUACGAUUAAACCGCCGGUAGUUUUGGCUUCUGGCGAUUUAACAGAUGCAAGAGGAAAGGAUUUUUUCAUUUCUCAACAAUUCGAAGAUGAAUGGAAGAUCUACAAUGAAAUUCUUACGAAAGCCAAUAUACGAAAUAAAACCAUUUGGUUGGAUCUUCGUGGAAAUCAUGAUAAUUUUAACGUUCCACCGAGCCAGUCGAACAACUCGCAUUUCAAACGAUAUUCGAUACAAGGAGCAAAACAUCGACGUUCCUAUUCGCAAUUGGUCAAAGGUUCCGACGGUGAUUUGUAUUCAUUUAUCGCUGUUGAUGCUUGUUUGGAACCGGGACCGAAGCGGCCAUACAAUUUUGUUGGAAUGUUAACACAAAACGAUACCGAUCAUCUUCAACAUUUGGUUGAUGAGUCACGUCGCCAGGGCGUUAAUUACACCAUUUGGUUUGGGCACUACCCAACCACAUGUGUGAUCACCAAAAACAAAGAGCAUCGUUCUUUACGGCGUCUUAUCAGUGAUUAUGACACAAGUUUGGCGUAUAUGUGCGGUCAUUUACAUUCAUUGGCCGGGAUGGUUCCACGAAUGUAUGCAUUACAAGCGAAUAGCUUUCUCGAACUUGAGGUGGCCGACUGGAAGGUGUGUCGCAAAUUUCGUGUUGCCGCAAUCGACCAUGGAUUGCUGUCAUUCGUUGACGUUCAACAUGGCGCGUGGCCCAUCGUUUUAAUCACGAAUCCAAAGCAUGCCCUAUUUCAUAUUCCACAUCGACAUGAAGCCAAAAUUCAAUUGGAAUCAACGCAUAUUCGAAUAUUGGCAUUUUCACCGGCCGGAAUAAAAAGUUGUGGCGUGCAAAUAGAUGGCGAAUUUAAAGCAACAUGCGAACAGAUAAACGAUAAAUUUUUUGUUGCACCUUGGGAUCCAAAACGCUAUCAGAAUGGUUUGCAUCAUAUCACUGUUAUCGUUACAGAUAACAUGGACCGUGAAAACAAAGUGACGCAACCAUUUAAAUUGGAUGAAACACAAUUACUUGACUUCGACAUACUGGCACUAUUCGUUUUGAGAACAGAUGCUACAACGAUUUUCAAAAGUCUCUUUUGGUUUUCGCUAAUACUGUGCGUUGCGCCGUUGAUUUUCUUACGACUUUGGCACGAACUGAUUAAAAUCGGUUUAUUGAGUCGAAAACGUGCUAGUUGUCGCACAUCUAUGUCGAUUGUUCAGCAAUUUUGGAUUUUGGCAAGUGUAGACCGCAUCGUUUGGCCAGUGAUAUUCUACUGUUUCUAUCUCGCAUUUGGACCAUGGGUUAUUUGCGAAAUUGUCGAUGGUCGUUAUGGUGCAGUUUUUGUGUGGGGCAUUUAUUUGGACGGUUCAUUUUUACCAGGAUCUCUAACUUUCUUAUAUGGAUUCGCACAGUUGUUGUUAUGUCAAUUUCCAUUGAAUUGGAUAUACACCAAAUGCUUGACAAAAAGAUAUUAUCAAUUGAUCGGUAUGCCGACGAAAAAUCAUCGUGGAUGGUGGUGUUCUCCGAAAAAAAUCUCACAAACUGCAUUUUAUUUCAUAAUCACAAUUGAGAUAUUACUUUCAAUAUUCUUCGGUAUUCUGUACGGUGCAGUUGCUUUCUUCCUUGGUGUAUUCAGAACAUGGUCUGUGGUAAUGAACAUUUAUCUAUUUUAUCUCGCCAACAACAUUCCAGACCACGCAUUGAGAUCUGCGGUGUAUGUUUGGAGUGGACAAGAAAAAUUACUGAAUCAAAGCCAGCCAGAACCAAAUGAAACCGACGAGAAUCAUUCCAAUUGAGUUUGGAACUCCGACUUCUUCACCCAGCUUUACUAUUAUAAUCAUUAUUCACAACUUGGCCAUAAUCUCUGUGACUCCGUCUCGUUUUAAAGAUGUGAUGUUCAAAAAAAGAAAAGAAAAACGGGUCCAUAUCCAAAUCUAUUUACACAUUCAAUGCAUCACAUUCAUUAGAUGUUUAGAUAAAUAGUAGCAUGUGUAAUUUAUAGAAUAGGGUGAGUCAAUUUAUAUAACGUGCCGAUAUCAAAAUUCCUGGAGGAAACUUUCUGCAUACUUACUUUUCCUAAAGGAUGCCUCCUGUUCGAGGAGGUAGAUUUGAAAAAACCCUUUGGUAAAAAUGAAUGGGUGAGGAUUAAAGUGAGCUCAAAUCCUGAUGAAAAAGGGCAUCAUGAUUUUUUUUACAUAGAUUUGUUGUUGUAAUUACAUUUUUAGAUUUAAAUGAGAUUUUCACAUACAAAAAAAAAUCAUAGCCAUGGAUUUUGAUAUCGACACGUUAUAAAAAUUGACUGAUCGCAGUGUAGAAUCAAUAAAAAUGAGUCUCGACAUAUUUUUAGAAAUGUAUGUUUAUUGCAGAGAUUGUUCCUCAGAGGAGGAGGAGAGGACUGAGAGGCUAAAAAGCUAUUUUCAUUACGAAUAAUGUUUUUUUCAUCCUCCUCACCGAUCCUCUUCCUCAGAGGAACAGUCUCUGGUUUAUUGUGACAACCAACUGUGUAUGUAACAAUCGUCAUCGUUGUUGUAAUUUAACAAUUUAAAAAUGAUGCUUAAAUCUAAAGACAUGCUAUUUUUUUUUUUAAAUCCAGACACACAUUUAAUUCUAAGAAAUAUAAAUAAUUUUGAUGAAAUUUACAACUAAUUUCCUUUGAAAUAAUAAAAUACAUGUCUACCGGGUAAAGUCGAAAUUUCCGACCAUGCUCAUGAUCCCAACCAAGGAAAUAUAAUAUAAUAAAUGCAUAUUUAUUCGUAAAUUUAUUGACUACUGCUCCGAUAGUGAAAAAUGAUAAAACACCGGAACAAAACUUAUUUGCCCGAUCCAAUGUACACGUAAUUUAUUUUCAAUGUGAAUUGUGAAUAAAAUGCAAUCCAAAUUGAUGGUUUUA
Messenger RNA from Contarinia nasturtii (swede midge), 3556 nucleotides. RefSeq names its product transmembrane protein 62-like. The record is from RefSeq and is a predicted model, not a curated record. The transcript has 7 exons. Bases 411 to 2462 code for a protein of 683 amino acids. NCBI's taxonomy places the organism in Eukaryota, Metazoa, Arthropoda, Insecta, Diptera, Cecidomyiidae.